AUGCAGGAUCAUACAGUGUGUGCUAGAGCAGAUGGCCUUACCCUUUACUCUGCAGCAAUGAACGGCCAUGUGGAGGUGCUGCGACUUCUGCUCGACAAACCAGCUGAUCUAAAUAUUCCAAAUAACUCAGGAAUGACUCUGCUUAAUUCUGCUGCAGAGAGUGGCCACCUGGAGGUGGUGCGACUUUUACUGGACAGGGGAGCUGAUAUAACUGUGACCAACAGUAGUGGAUGGACUCCACUUAAUUCUGCUGCAGAUAGUGGCCACCUGGAGGUGGUGCGACUUCUACUGGACAGGGGAGCUGAUCUAACUGUGACCAACAGUAGUGGAUGGACUCCCCUUUUCGCUGCAGCAUUUAGUGGCCAUCUGGAGGUGGUGCGACAUUUGCUGGACAAGGAAGCCGAUCUUACUGUGCCUACCAAUGAUGGCUGGACUCCCCUUAGAGUUGCAGUAGACAAUGGUCACCUGGAGGUGGUGCGACUUUUGCUGGACAGGGGAGCUGAUCUCACUGUAGCCGGCCCUGAUGGCUGGACUCCCUUUAGUGCUGCAGCAGAGAGCGGCCAUCUGGAGGUGGUGCGACUUCUGCUGGACAGGGGAGCUGAUCUGACUGUGGCUACCAGUGAUGUUCGCCCCCCCCUUAGUGCUGCAGCUGAGGGUGGCCAGCUGGAGGUGGUGCGAUUUCUGCUGGGCAAGGGAGCUGAUCUGGCUGUGGCUACCAGUAAUGGCUGGACUGCUGUUAAUUUCGCCGCAGAGAAUGGGCAUUUGGAAGUGGUGCGUCUUCUACUGGACAGGGGAGCCGAUCUGACUGUGGCCACCAGCAACAGCCAUACUCCCCUCUAUUCUGCAGCAACUGGUGGCCAUCUGGAGGUGGUGCGACUUUUACUGGACAGGGGAGCUGAUCUAACUGUGACCAACAGUAAUGGAUGGACACCAGUUAAUUCCGCUGCAAGAGAAGGCCAUCUAGAGGUGGUUCGUCUUUUACUCGACAGGGGAGCUGACCUGACCACCACAAACAUCUUAGGAAUGACUCCCGUCGACUCUGCAAAGGAGAAUGAACAUUGGGAGGUGGUGCAACUUCUGCUGGACAAGAGAGCCGAUCCGACUCCCACCACGGCGUACUUGGACCGCCUCCCUGGGUUUACUCUCCCCUUGGACUACUUGCCAAAGGAGUCCUUUCCUAGUGUACAUUUGCUACACAAUUUUGAACUCGGAUCUCACAAGACCAUGUGGGAAGUCUCGAUGAUGCGGAUUAUGAACAGCAUCACUGACAAACCAGACUGGGACCAAAAGAUUUUUGACGAACCUAUUACUACUAGGUGGCGGAUAGAAGUGCUUGGCAGCUCUAACGAAAUCACACCAAAAAUGAUGGACUGGGUCAUUGAUGAAUUGCGCUACAAAGCGGAAUUGUUCCAAAAAGAGGGAAUUAUUUCCGCGUUUGACGGAGAUAUAGUGAAGUCUGAUACAGCAAUUUCAGAAGAGCUUAAGAAAGCCCUGAAGGUGGCAGUGCGGCCCUUGGAGAAUAUUCCUGACGAGCAGAAGGACUAUCACCCCGGUUCUAAUCAGCAGGUAGUAGACUUGGUACACCCAUCGCUAUUUCCUCUUGUUUACGGCCGGAGCCGGAUCCUCCUGGAUGGCAAGACAGGACUUGAUGACUACUUAUCGCGUUCAGGCAAUGGUGAGGUCCUGGCUGUUCCUCCUGCCAGCACUACCGAGAGAUAUGCACACCGCGUGAGGCAAUUCCUAGAAGUCCCACUUUAUAGUCAAAAGUUUCAAUGGCUGCCUUGCGACGUCAAAUUUGAUCCGUCUUCUAAUAAGUGCCACAUUGUAUCUUAUAUUAACAACUUGCGUCCAGACAAACAUCGUGACCUCUACAAGGUUAUCGAGGAGAUAAUUUCCCAAGCCAUCCCUCUCUGGAACAUGAGUCUCACGCCUCUGUUUCAUAAUAACGUGCGGCCAAAUAGAGUCGUUCCAUCUCGUAACUACUUACCAAGGGCUACUCCGGAGCCCGAAGAGCCCGAUGAAGACUUCGACGAAAGCUGGGACGACUACCAAGAACGCUAUGUUAAUUGGUUAAACACUCUCACACUUGCUCCUCCUGAAAUUGAAGCUUUUGAUCCGUUAUUUUUCUCCGGUCAGGAACCAUUUGACCUGCAAAGUAAAUUCCGGGAUGAUGGGCUGCAAGUUAUUGUGAAGUUGGCGAAUAUUGAGCUAACACCAGAAAAACCAAAGUAUAAUGGCGGUUCAUGGCGUGCAGAAGGGCAAUUAAACGAGCACAUCUGUGCCACGGCUAUAUAUUACUACUCCAGUGAAAACAUCACGUCAACCUCCCUCGAGUUUCGCCAGCGUGUGGAAACCGACUUGGACAUGGAUGAAAAUUUAAGCUACGGUCAGGAUCAUACAGGCUGGACAAGACAGAGAGCAGACUGGUGGGAGGGAACUCUGGACAUAAGAAAGGACCUGCUUGGCAGGAGGCUUCCUUUAGAGCUCCAGGAAAUGGUCCUCCAGAAUAUGGACAACUUCCCCUUAACAAUGGACGAAGCCAAGGAACUCCGGCUGGAGCUGAUGGAGGAACAAAGGGUAUUUUCAACUGCCCAAGACGAAGAAUUCCAAUAUGGAGACUUUUAUCUCGACAAUUGA
Messenger RNA from Aspergillus tanneri, 2637 nucleotides. Its product is annotated as Ankyrin-2. Bases 1 to 2637 code for a protein of 878 amino acids. The transcript is spliced from 6 exons. The record is from RefSeq and is a predicted model, not a curated record. Gene Ontology annotation, molecular function: protein binding. Lineage: Eukaryota; Fungi; Ascomycota; Eurotiomycetes; Eurotiales; Aspergillaceae.